Messenger RNA from Aspergillus lentulus, 1218 nucleotides. RefSeq names its product DMT family transporter. Gene Ontology annotation, cellular component: fungal-type vacuole membrane. NCBI's taxonomy places the organism in Eukaryota, Fungi, Ascomycota, Eurotiomycetes, Eurotiales, Aspergillaceae. The record is from RefSeq and is a predicted model, not a curated record.
AUGUUGACAUAUAGUUGGCAUGGUCCCAGCUGGACUGGGGCCGCAAGACGGUCGCUAGGUAUCUGUCUCCUACUACUCGUGGUGGUCUUGUGGACGGCUUCGAACUUUCUGGCUAGUACCAUCUUCGCGGAUAAUUCAUAUUCGAAACCGUUCUUUGUGACCUACAUCAACAGCUCGCUGUUCAUUAUUCCUCUCUUCUCGAUCAUCCUGGGCAGACUAUUCAAACUAUGGCGCCAGGGUAGAUUGUCUCAGAUCGAUUCUAUUCAAAGCCUGUUGCUCCAUCUUGAUUCGCACGAUUCGAAGCGCGAGGCACCCGACGUGCUGCAUCCCUCCUCUUUCGCAGAUAGACAACAGAGUGAGAACGAAGUUGAUAACUCUAGCAAGCUGGGCUUGAGGGCGACUGCGAAGUUGAGCUUCCAAUUUUGUCUAUUAUGGGUCCUUGCGAAUUAUUUCGCAAUGGCCUGUCUGCAAUACACAACAGUAGGAAGUACCACCAUCCUAACUUCAACUAGCGGGGUCUGGACCCUCAUCUUCGGCGCAAUGAUCGGGGUGGAACGGUUCACCGUCCGCAAACUCGCCGGCGUUAUCGCUUCCCUGAUCGGAAUCAUCCUCAUCUCCCGAGUAGAUCUGUCGUCAACGGACUUCCCGCCCGCAGAUGAUGGCAGUUCGGGUACCUUCCCCCACAAGACGACCGCCGAGAUUGCCCUCGGCGAUGCGAUGGCCGCAUUCAGCGCUGUCAUGUACGGCGUCUACACUAUCGUCCUAAAGAGGCAAGUUGGUGAUGAGUCGCGGGUCAAUAUGGUGCUGUUCUUCGGGCUAGUGGGACUCUUUAAUAUGCUCUUGCUCUGGCCGGGAUUCAUCAUCUUACAUUUCACCGGGAUCGAGCCGUUCGUUCUCCCUGAUACCGGGAGAAUAUGGACUAUAGUGCUGGUAAAUUCAUUCUCAUCACUAGUUUCAGAUAUAUGUUGGGCGUAUGCGAUGCUCCUUACCACUCCGCUUGUCGUGACUGUCGGGCUGAGUCUGACCAUCCCGCUUUCGCUUGUGGGUCAAAUCUUCCUGCAGGGACAGUAUUCGAGUGCGAUAUACUGGGUUGGUGCCGCUAUAGUGUUUUUGUCAUUUCUAGUAGUCAACCAUGAGAGUCGGGAUGAUAAGCUGGAGGCAAACUCGGCGGCCGGGUACGAUGCUGUCCCUGGUGACGAGACAGGCGAUACCGCUUGA